AUGGGUAAUACCACGUCCAAGCCGGAGACAAAGGUGUUCAACCCCGAACUGCCAGUGGACUUCUCCGCGUCCUUUCUUUCUCAAUUGGAAACGAGCGUGGACCUGGAUUACUCAAGAGCACAAUAUGCCGAAAAUUACAUUCAAGACAGAGUUGCUCAAGAAUUGAAGAAGUUGGAGAAGGAGGCCGUGGUUAAGUUCAAUAAAACAACGAACGAUGCCUUAGCUAAGAACCCCAAACCGGAACUUUCCGUUGCCAAAACUAACGAAAAGAUCAGUCAGUUGACUCUGAUUCUCCAGGAGAAUGCCAAACUCACCGAAGUUCAGUUACCUGAAGAGACUAAAGCGGCACGUGAAUCAGUUUUGUCUUGCUUAAAGGCCAAUGAAGGUAAGCUGUUGAAUUGCUGGGACGAAGUUAAAAAGUUUGAGGAGUUGGUCAAAGCCUUGUAA
Messenger RNA from Diutina rugosa, 447 nucleotides. RefSeq lists its product as uncharacterized. The transcript has a single exon. The record is from RefSeq and is a predicted model, not a curated record. NCBI's taxonomy places the organism in Eukaryota, Fungi, Ascomycota, Pichiomycetes, Serinales, Debaryomycetaceae. Bases 1 to 447 code for a protein of 148 amino acids.